UCAUCACCUCACCAUCACUUCAUUUACCUCCAUUAUUAUUCUUUUCUCCUCCACUACUUUACUUUCUCCACAUUCAUUAUCUUAACAAAAAUCUCACAAACCCAACCACAAUGCCUUCCCAACAUUUCCUCACUUUGUUCUUCUUCCUUCUCAUAUCUUGCAACACACUCACUACUUCAACUUCAUCAGAAAAACAAGACACUUUCGAUUUUGUUCGUCCGAUAGAUCGCAAAUUGUUAGGCCUAAACAAGAAAGAAAAGCUAAGUCAUUUCAGAUUCUAUUGGCAUGACGUCUUGAGUGGAAAAAAUCCAACUUCGGUUGCAAUUAUUCCACCAUCAUCAAAAGUAAACUCAACCACCGCUUUUGGUUUGGUUAACAUGAUUGACAACCCUUUAACUUUAGGACCAGAACUGAGUUCUAAGCUUGUUGGAAGAGCUCAAGGAUUCUAUGCAUCUGCUUCACAAGAAGAACUAGGUUUUCUUAUGACAAUGAAUUUUGCUUUCAUUGAAGGAAAGUAUAAUGGUAGUACUCUUACUAUCGUAGGGAGGAAUCCUGCCAUUAAUUUGGUUAGGGAGAUGCCUGUUGUUGGUGGUAGUGGACUUUUCAGAUUUGCUAGAGGAUAUGCUCAAGCUAAUACUCAUUGGAUUGAUUUCAAAACUGGGGAUGCUUGUGUUGAGUACAAUGUUCAUGUUUUUCACUAUUGAUUGUUGAUUAUUGUUGUUGUUUUCCAUUAAAAAAAUUGUUGUUAGAGUUAUGUUUAUUUUAGAACCCACUAGAAUUGGUCUGGUGGUAUUGACUUGAGACCUGAAAGUAUUCUUCUUCUUGAGGUCUUAGGUUCAAUUCUCUAUGGACUAAUUUAGCUUAUUCAAAAAAGUUAUGUUUAUUUGAGUGUUUGUGCAACUGUGUUGUAAUAUUUUGCAAAAUACUAACAAAUAUUUAAAGAGA
Medicago truncatula (barrel medic) is the source of this 945-nucleotide messenger RNA. Its product is annotated as dirigent protein 20. The transcript has a single exon. Bases 111 to 704 code for a protein of 197 amino acids. NCBI's taxonomy places the organism in Eukaryota, Viridiplantae, Streptophyta, Magnoliopsida, Fabales, Fabaceae. The record is from RefSeq and is a predicted model, not a curated record.